Messenger RNA from Aspergillus fischeri NRRL 181, 255 nucleotides. RefSeq names its product cytochrome b5-like heme/steroid binding domain-containing protein. Gene Ontology annotation, molecular function: heme binding. NCBI's taxonomy places the organism in Eukaryota, Fungi, Ascomycota, Eurotiomycetes, Eurotiales, Aspergillaceae. Gene Ontology annotation, cellular component: intracellular membrane-bounded organelle; membrane. The transcript has 2 exons. Bases 1 to 255 code for a protein of 84 amino acids. The record is from RefSeq and is a predicted model, not a curated record.
AUGACCCAAUCCUUCACCCCCGCCGAGGUCGCAACCCACAAUACUCCCGACAAGGGCCUCUACAUCAUCAUCGACAACAGCGUCUACGACGUGACCAAGUUCAUCGACGAGCACCCCGGCGGCGCCAAGAUUCUCAAGCGUGUGGCGGGCAAGGAUGCCUCGAAGCAGUUUUGGAAGUACCACAACGAGGGCGUGUUGAAAAAGUAUUCGCCCAAGUUGAAGAUUGGGGAGGUGAAAGAGGCUGCUAAGCUGUGA